This is a messenger RNA of Schistosoma curassoni, 2016 nucleotides long. NCBI's taxonomy places the organism in Eukaryota, Metazoa, Platyhelminthes, Trematoda, Strigeidida, Schistosomatidae. The record is from the annotation of a GenBank genome assembly.
UUUACAUCUGUGCCUAAACAUGCGUUUUCCCUUUAUGGAUAUCCCAAGUCUUUAUGUUUCAUAUUUUGUUCUCACUUUUGUAACGAGUGACUUUUAAAGUUAUAUACUGAGGAUUAAAAAGACUCACAAAUCUAUUCAUUUUUAAUAAAUCACACUUGAGAAAUUAAUCUCCUAAGACGCCGAUAACUGUGUUGAACACUUUAUUCACAUGAAAUCAACAGAAGAAUUUCAAGAUCUAUGUACUGAAAAAAUUCAGCAGCCACAAAGCAUAAUACACAGUUUACUAUGUGUCGUUGUGUAACAGAUCAGAUAAAAACAUUUAAUUUUGGAUGUUCUCAUGGACAACUCAAAGUCAGAAUGACCGAUCAGCGCAUUGUGAUUAAUGUUAGUGGUCUUCGCUUCGAAACUCAUACUGACACUCUAAAUCGUUUCCCAAAUACACUACUUGGAUGCCCGUUCCGAAGAAGCCGUUAUUAUGAUUCUCUUAGAAAUGAAUAUUUUUUUGACCGCAAUCGUCCAAGUUUUGAUGCAAUACUCUAUUUUUAUCAGAGUGGUGGAAGACUUAGAAGACCUGUUAAUGUACCAAUAGAUGUUUUUACGGAGGAAAUAAAAUUCUAUGAUCUAGGGGAAGAAAUUUUCGAACGUUAUCGUGAAGACGAAGGAUUCACUAAAGAGGAUAUCCAUAUUCUGCCUAAAAAUAAAUUCCAAAGGAAAGUUUGGUUACUUUUCGAAUACCCCGAGAGUUCAACUGCAGCACGAUGUGUAGCUAUUGUUUCCUUAUUAGUCAUUCUUAUAUCAAUUAUUAUAUUUUGUGUUGAGACACUACCACAUUUUAGGCACUAUGAACUUCAAUUUAUCGAAGAUUCUAAUGAACUACCAAUAAUUUCUGCUGUUGAUACUCCUCAAGUUACAGGAACACUAUUUAUUUUAGAAUCUAUAUGUGUUGUAUGGUAUACCUUUGAAUUAUUAAUACGUUUUGCAGCUUGUCCACAAAAGUUAGCAUUUUUUAGACAGGUAAUGAAUCUUAUCGAUGUGGUAUCAAUUAUUCCUUAUGCUAUUUCAAUAGGGGCACUUUUAGCUGAAGCUAACAAAGGCCAAAAUCAAGCUAUGUCAUUAGCAAUUUUAAGAGUGAUCAGGCUUGUCAGAGUUUUUCGCAUAUUUAAAUUAUCACGUCAUUCUAAAGGACUACAAGUUCUAGGGAGGACACUCAAAGCAAGUUUUCGUGAAUUAUGUUUACUUUGUUUCUUUUUAUUUGUUUGUGUGGUUCUGUUUUCGGCUGCAGUUUAUUUUGCUGAAGUCGAUGCUAGUGAAGAACAAUUUCCAAGUAUUAUUGAUGCAUUUUGGUGGGCAGUAGUGACAAUGACUACAGUAGGAUAUGGAGAUAUGAGACCUGUAACAAUGUGGGGAAAGAUUGUAGGUUCAAUGUGUGCAAUUGCAGGUGUCCUAACUAUAGCACUUCCUGUACCCGUUAUUGUAUCAAACUUUAAUUAUUUUUAUCAUAGAGAGUCAGAAAGUGAAGAACUAACUACUUAUGUCCAUGUCUCAGAUGAUCAAAAGGGUUUUAAUUAUCCCGAUAAUAAAGCUUUAGGUAAUUUUCAUGAUGAAACACUUGAGGAUAGAAAUGAAGAAAAAUACAAAGGAAGGAAGGCAGCAGUAAUUUUACGACAAUCUUUUUCACAACCAUCUGAUCGUGAAAGACUUUCUUCUGUAUUAAGUAGUACUUUAAAAAAUCUUGAAGUAGAACAUGAGGAGGUAUCCAGUUGUAUAGAUUCAUUAGGUGAAUUAGACAAUCUAUGCAUGGAAGCAAGAAAUUCUCAGGUGAAUACAAAUCAAGCCUCUAUAUCAUACAGACAUCAUCAUCAAGCUUUUCAAGAGGUUAUGCAAAAACACGAUAUGCAAACACAGCGAUUUAAAGAUCUAUAUCCUCAACAACUGAUAGCAUCUAAUAACAAAAGAAUUUCACUUCUAACUCAUUCAACAGUUUUUCCAGAAGAAUCUUGUUUGAACAAAACCUGA